Messenger RNA from Cimex lectularius (bed bug), 854 nucleotides. Its product is annotated as programmed cell death protein 6-like. Lineage: Eukaryota; Metazoa; Arthropoda; Insecta; Hemiptera; Cimicidae. The record is from RefSeq and is a predicted model, not a curated record. The transcript is spliced from 4 exons. Bases 176 to 706 code for a protein of 176 amino acids. Gene Ontology annotation, molecular function: calcium ion binding.
AUAACUUUUUCCAAGAAUGACGUGUCUUAGAAUAGAAAUCUGACGUGUAUUAACGUCAAGAGUCAACCCAUUAAGAGAAGGUUAAUUUCAAUCUUUGUACCAUUUUGGCGUCCUGUUUUUGUGGUUUCGUCUCUCGGAUUGGAAAGACUGAAUUGUGGACAGAAAAACAACAGAAAUGGCCCAAUACCAGCAACAGAAUCAACAGUUCCUCUGGGAUAUUUUUCAAAAGGUUGACAAGGACCGGAGUGGAAAUAUAUCUUCAACAGAACUUCAACAGGCUCUUUCCAACGGCACGUGGGCUCCUUUCAAUCCGGAGACAGUCAGGCUUAUGAUAGGUAUGUUUGAUAAACAUAAGAAAGGAACGAUUAACUUUGAAGAUUUCGGUGCACUGUGGCGUUAUGUCACUGACUGGCAGAAUUGCUUCCGUUCUUUUGAUCGAGAUGGAUCUGGCAACAUAGAUAAAAGCGAGCUAACGUCUGCCCUCAACACUUUUGGCUACCGUCUUUCAGUCGCUACUGUUGACACGAUAGUAGCCAAAUUUGACAGGUUCGGUAAAGGUACAAUCCUCUUCGACGAUUUUAUUCAGUGCUGUGUGCUUUUACAUACGCUGACUGAUUCUUUUAAAAAAUACGACACAGAUAUGGAUGGUAUUAUUCAACUACAUUAUGAACAAUUUGUGGAAAUGGUCUUCAGUAUAAAAUCGUAGUAGGAUAAUUGCUCAGUCUUGUUUCAAAACAUUACAGCAUUCAACAAAAUUGAAGAAGAAGAUACUUUUUCUACUUAUUUUUCACAUUCCCCUGUAUUAUAUACUCCUGAGAUGAACAAAAAUAAACUUGUUAUAUUUUAUUUUUGAA